AUGAGCAACACGGAGGAAGUGGGAAACGCUUCAGAUAGCGUCCAAGUGGAGGAUGAAACAACCUCGCCUCCUGUUAAAGGAAAAAAUGAAAUGGUUGACAAAGAUGGUCAUGUUGAUGAAGAGGCCCAGCUAAGAAGCGAACAGGGCGCCAAUGAUAACUGUCCUCAAAAUGAUACCUCAGAAGGUAUAGAACGAACGAGAAGAAAAAAAAGGAAAAUUGAAAAGGGUGAUUUAGAAAGUUACGAUGGAGAAAAUGAAGCGAACCGUAAGGGAAUCGAAAACAUAUCAGGGGAAAAAGAAGAUGAGGGAACCGUGUCAAGUGACGACAAUAGCUCUAGCAGUGAUGAAGACCAUGAUGGUUUAUUGCUCACUUCCAAGUUUAAAAAAAAGUUCAGCGAUUUGUUGCUCAAAUUAAAAAGUAAAGAUGCCGCCUUGCUGUCUAAGGAGGGCGAUUUUUUUUUCCACGACAGUGAUUUUGAUACGGAUGUGUCGGACGACGGAAUGGACAGCGAAAAAGGAAAAGUUGACAAAGCUGGUCAAGAUGGUGAAAACGCCGAAGAGGGAGGUAGCCUGAACUAUGCUGACUACUUCAAAGACAUAUUAAUGAAGGAAGGGUCACAUGCCAUUGAGCAGGAGGAGGAAGAACUGAUCGAGAAGGAAAAAGAAGCCGAGUCGGGAAAAAACAAAAAAAGCUACCUAAGCGAACAGGAGGAAUUAAAAAAGAAAAUUAUAGAGGCAUGCAAGAUUGCAGAUGAGCAAAACGAAAAGGAAGGUGAUGAUGAAAAUUUCUUCACUAUAAAGGAAAAAACAGAAAAGGAGAUUUUGGAGGAGAAAGCAUAUUAUGAAAACUUCCUAAAGACAUCCAGAAUUGUUAAGGAAGAGGAUGGUCUGUUAAAGGAAUACUGGAAUGACAAUUUAAAUAAAGAUGAAGAAUUUUUAAGGGACUACAUUUUGAAAGAAUUGUGGAGGGAAGACAAAAUCCACAACGCUUAUGAAGACAUUGACGAAGUUGAUGAUGAAGAAUUGGAAAAAGCUGCCAAGUUUGAAAAGACAUACAAUUUUCGCUAUGAAGAGCAGAAUGGAAAUAUUAUAAAUUCCAACCCGCGACAUAUAAAAAGCAGCGUGAGGAUUGACUUAAAGAAGGAAAAGAGGAGGGAAAAGCGCAGAGAAAAAAGAAAGAAGCAGAGGGAAAAGAAGCGGAAAAAACUCACGGAGGAUUUAAAAAAGGGGGACAGCAAAGGGGACAAGAAAAAGGAAAAAAAACUGGACCGAAAUGGGGCCAACCCUAAAGAGGAAGACCACCUUAACAAUGUCAACAAGAACUCUGUUAGCGGCGAGGAUGGAGGAAACGCGGAGGAAAGCACAACUGCUAACACGUACUUACCGAAAGAGGAAAAAAAAAAAAAAAAAAAAAAAAAAGCAACUGACGAACAUUCGAAUACAGUCGAUAAUUCGAAUGACCUGUGGUUUUUAUGCGACGAAUGCAAUGUACCCAUCAGCCCCCUCAAUUAUGUGUAUGAGUGCACCUGUUGCGACAAUUUUGCCGUGUGCAAACCUUGUUUUAAAAAAAUAACACAUGAGCAUGAUUUGAAAAAACAGAUAGUGCCUGUGCAUUGCGUACCUCCGGAGGAUUACCUGAAAGGAAAUGCUCCUGAUAAAAGUGGAUCCAAAAUUAACAACCACAAUGACGGUGUGCAGAAAUGUAGCGAAUUGGAAUACUUAGAGAAUGACUCCAGUGCUUAUGAAGACCUAAUUGAUGACAUGCCCAUUCGAUUCAAAUAUUUUAAGGUGAAGCCGAAAAAUUUUAAACUCACCACUGAUUAUAUUUUAAAAACGGACGACGAAAAAUUGAAUCAGAUGGUCCCCCUACAUUAUGUCUCCCCCUACUUCAAGCACGACGGAAAGACCAAACUUCCAGGCGUUAGCGGAAAAAAAGGCGAUGCCCAGGAAAAGAAGAGAUCGAAAUUUAAAGGGAAGGCUGCCGCACGCAAUGGGCGGGACGAUUAA
This is a messenger RNA of Plasmodium knowlesi strain H, 2007 nucleotides long. Its product is annotated as protein KRI1, putative. Gene Ontology annotation, cellular component: nucleolus; 90S preribosome. Gene Ontology annotation, biological process: endonucleolytic cleavage in ITS1 to separate SSU-rRNA from 5.8S rRNA and LSU-rRNA from tricistronic rRNA transcript (SSU-rRNA, 5.8S rRNA, LSU-rRNA). NCBI's taxonomy places the organism in Eukaryota, Apicomplexa, Aconoidasida, Haemosporida, Plasmodiidae. The transcript has a single exon. The record is from RefSeq and is a predicted model, not a curated record. Bases 1 to 2007 code for a protein of 668 amino acids.